AUGACCGAUGUGCUCACGGAUGGCCGGCAGGGCUUGUCCUUGCAAGAUUAUGUGCCGGCAUACUCGAGAGCGGUCAAAUCGUACGAGACACUGAUCGAAGAAAUCCGGGCCAGGUUGGAUAGCUCCCAUCAGGCCGCGCUGGAUUUGAGCCUCCAAGAUAUCCGCAGGCUUGUGCCAAAGAAGCCGGCAGAGAAUGAGCAGGUUUCUGACGGUGCAGAUGCUAUCACACGCGCGGAACUUGCAACGGCUUCCUCACCGACAUAUGUAGGCAAGGCAAGCGACAUUCAUUUUAUUCAAAGCAUACGUCAAUGUGUUCAUGGGACUGGGGCAGAAGAAGAGGUGCCUGCUCAGAAUUAUAUCCAGACCUACAUCUCGGAGAGUUUGAGCGCUUUGACACAUCCGUUGUUAUUCCCGUCGCAGACGGAGGCGGAUCAGUACCUUGAUGUGUACUUAUCGACGAUACAUAUUGCGUAUCCUUUUAUAUCUAAGCCAAUCUUGAUGGAAUCGUUUCAACGGUUCCAGAAUGGAGAAGUACAUGAGCCAGAAUUUCGCCCAUGGCUCGCAAUUUUUAGUAAGGCCCAGAGUCUUCGUUUCAACAUCCUCCCGCGGCACCUUCCUCUCAUAUGUGUCUCUUGA
Molecule: messenger RNA, 636 nt
Organism: Penicillium cosmopolitanum
Lineage: Eukaryota; Fungi; Ascomycota; Eurotiomycetes; Eurotiales; Aspergillaceae
Product: fungal specific transcription factor domain-containing protein
Exons: 1
Coding region: 1-636 (211 amino acids)
Source: RefSeq, a predicted model, not a curated record